AUAACGGCUUCUUCUUCUUCUUCUGCUGCCUCGUUUUUUAUAUCUCCACUAUGCUAUCAUUUCGAGGAAGAAGAGAUCAGAUGAAGAAGCAGACGAUUUCAAAAAAUGAAACUUUCCGAUUAUUUGGUUCCGCUGAUUCUUCUGCUAGAUCUUCGUGUCAGUGAAUGCCGAACCCUGCGCCGUUGGAGUCACCGAAGGAUCACCUGGUCAUUUUCUGAUCCCUUCCGGCUUCUGACUGCCCAUCAGUUCCAGGGAGUCAGGUUAACCGUACAAGAAGCCGUCGCACGAUGGGCGAUCGCUUUGGAAGGGCUCGUCGAGUUCGAGGAGGUUCCUGUGGUGGAUGCAGCCGAUAUUACGGUGCUUUUCGCGAAAAAGAAUCAUUCUUGCUACGAGGAAUUCGACGGAAAAGGCGGUGUGGUGGCUCAUUCAAUGUAUCCACCAUAUGGUGUUCUACACUUGGAUGGGGAUGAGGAAUGGCACACGAGGAGAUGGGAAGAAGACGGCGAGGCGUCGAAAUAUAUCGAUUUGAGAUUGGUUCUUAUUCACGAAAUUGGUCAUACAUUAGGGCUGAGGCAUUCCAGAAGGAAAACGUCAGUGAUGAGGAAGCAUUAUGAAAAACCAGCAAAAAUCGGAAAAAUUCAAUUGUCAAAAUACGAUAUUCGAGCAAUUCGGAAGCUGUAUGGACAAUAA
Messenger RNA from Caenorhabditis elegans, 690 nucleotides. It is a transcript of the gene Y50D7A.13, whose product is annotated as Peptidase metallopeptidase domain-containing protein. The record is from RefSeq and is marked reviewed. Lineage: Eukaryota; Metazoa; Nematoda; Chromadorea; Rhabditida; Rhabditidae. The coding region runs from base 106 to 690 and encodes 194 amino acids. Gene Ontology annotation, molecular function: metalloendopeptidase activity; zinc ion binding; metallopeptidase activity. Gene Ontology annotation, biological process: proteolysis. Gene Ontology annotation, cellular component: extracellular matrix. The transcript is spliced from 6 exons.